This is a messenger RNA of Melanotaenia boesemani (Boeseman's rainbowfish), 977 nucleotides long. RefSeq names its product potassium channel tetramerization domain containing 14 (gene kctd14). Bases 122 to 847 code for a protein of 241 amino acids. NCBI's taxonomy places the organism in Eukaryota, Metazoa, Chordata, Actinopteri, Atheriniformes, Melanotaeniidae. Gene Ontology annotation, biological process: protein homooligomerization. Gene Ontology annotation, molecular function: protein binding. The record is from RefSeq and is a predicted model, not a curated record. The transcript has 4 exons.
UUGAAAGCAGCAGGUCCGGGUUAGGCCACGCCCCCUGGCUCAUACCUGUCCAGCUGAGUUAGGAAAAAAAAAAGAUCAAAAUUGAACUCUUCCUCCAACCUGGAUUCACAGUGAAGUCAAGAUGAGCCUGCCGGACUUCAAAUCCACUGAGAAACACGCUUCAUCUGGACUCGCACACUCUCCGGUUGUUCAGUUAAAUGUCGGGGGUCACCUGUUCAGCACCACUCUGAUCACACUCAGAAAACACCCUGAAUCCACGCUGGCGGACAUGUUCAGUGGACAUCCCAAACUCCGUCCCGACGCACAGGGGCGUUACUUCAUCGACCGCAACGGUUCCCACUUCGGAGCUAUUCUGGAGUUCCUGAGGUCCGAGCAGCUGCCCACGGAGAACAUCCAGGAGGUUCACAAAGAGGCGGUUCAUUACAACAUCAAAGCGCUGAUGAAACGUCUGGAGGAGACUCCUCAGCUGUUUGGAGAGCUGGUGGGGAGGCAGCAGUUCCUCUCCAGAGUCCCACACUACCAAGAAAACAUCGAGGUGCUGAUUCGAAUUGCCCGAGCCGAGGCCAUCGCCACACGCCACUCGACCAUCCUCAUCUGCGUGCUGCGGACAGAGGAGGAUUUGGGUUUCUAUGACAACGCCAUAAACAGUCUGGAGGCUGAUAAGGACUCUGUGGUGACGUUCGGGCCGUGGAAGGCUGUUCCGUCUGUUAAAGACCUGCUGGACUGUGUGAAGAUGGACAUCGAGAGUCGAGGCUACAGCGUUAGCAUCGAGCCUCAUGUCCCGGAGAGAAGCUUCCUGUCCAGGAGCUACGACUUCUUCUACAAAGUCACUUUCACCUGGUGGUGAUGACGUGACUGCCUCAGGUUCUGUAGUUAAAGAUAAACGGACUGCACUUUAAGUCGCUGCAUAACUUAAAAACAAAAAAAAAUGUAUCUUUGGAUUCAUGAACUAUGUAACAUUAAACUGAAAUAAGUAC